Messenger RNA from Helobdella robusta, 546 nucleotides. RefSeq lists its product as hypothetical. Gene Ontology annotation, molecular function: RNA binding. The transcript has 8 exons. Gene Ontology annotation, cellular component: cytoplasm. Lineage: Eukaryota; Metazoa; Annelida; Clitellata; Rhynchobdellida; Glossiphoniidae. The annotation marks the transcript as partial. The record is from RefSeq and is a predicted model, not a curated record.
AAAAUGUUCAUCGGAGGUUUGAGCUGGCAGACAACAGCCGAAGUCUUGCAAGAUUACUUCACGAAGUUUGGAACGGUCAACGAGUGUACCAUUAUGAGAGAUCCUGGAACCAAGCGAUCAAGGGGUUUUGGAUUUGUAACAUUCAGUGAUCCAGAAAGUGUCGUGAAGGUCUUGAACGGAGGGCCACAUCAACUUGACUCUAAACUGGUUGAUCCAAAGAUAGCAGUGCCGAGACAAAACAUAACAAGCAACCACAGCAAGAUAACAAAGACUAAAAAGAUAUUCAUUGGCGGACUUUCCCUGACUACAAGCGUUGAUGACGUCAAAGCAUACUUCUCCCAAUAUGGACAGAUUGAGGACGCCAUGAUGAUGUUGGAUAAAACAACUCAACGACACCGGGGUUUUGCUUUUGUGACGUUCGAGAACGAGGAGGCAGUAGAUAAAGUGUGCGACAUACAUUUCCAUGAAAUCAACAACAAAAUGGUUGAAUGCAAGCGGGCUCAGCCAAAAGAGCUCAUGGUCUCGCAAAGUCUUACAAGACGUUAG